ACACACACUCAUUCUCAUUUGCCAUGCUGUUUUCAUCCUGGACAAGUCUUGUAAUUUCGAAAAUCGUAAUUUUUUUUAUUUUCAAAAUUUUUGUGACCAAGUAAUAAUGAAAUCGCUGAAUAAUAAAGACUUGGAAUUGAAAACCCCUUUUUCAUAUUAUAUAGGGGUGAAGAAAAGAUCCUUGAAACAAAGCUAUGGAACAACACCAAGAGCCUUGCUAUUCGACAAAAAAAGCUGAAAAAAUUUAAAUUUUGAAGCCAGAAAGCAUUUCCAAUUCGGAACGUUCCAGAUCAUAAAGAUCCUGAAUCAAACCUUGGAAUUGACAUAAUUCGAAACUGUAGGAGCAGAAAUUUAAUCUCCAAUUGAAAUUACCAAUAACAUGGAUGGAUGUGAUUUUGUUAUGAAUCAACGCAAUCUAACAUCCCGACGAGCUUGAAAAGGAAGCCAUUAAAAAAGACUACGGCUUCUGAAGCAUAUAAUGACAAAAGACUGGAACAGAGUUUAGGGCAACUCAAGUCACUGGAAAUGAACAAGAAGAACUUGCUAAAGUAUAUGAUCCAGGCGUACAAAAUACUGCCCUCUCAAAUAUAACCCUACGUAAUCUUCUGUAAAAAUUUAUUUUAUAUUUUAUUAUUAAUUUUAUUAUAACACAUUGUAUGAUAUCGAAUUGUUAACCGAAACAUGGUUCGAUCACCAGAUUGGAAAACUACAUCUGGUUAACGAACAAAGGCUGUGAUUUAUGUGAAGAAAAACAGUAGCAUCAAUCCGAUUUUGAUUGAUCAAUACAGUCGUUUCAAUCAAUGUGUAGUCAAUGUUACACUAAUUGGCCAAUCAAUAAGGCUAAUUAGUGUAUACGGUAGCAAGGAAAUUAUUUCCACAUCUAGAUGAUCCAUUGUUAAAUUAUCUUUAUGAUGAUAAUCAAAAAAAAUUGAACAGUAUUUACGUAUUAGCGCCACCGCAAACUGGUUUGCAACAGAAUCGAAUUAAACACAAUAAUACACUUGCAAAUCAAUAAAUUUACAUGUUUAACAGUCUUUAUUUUCUAUAAUUCUAUUUUUUUUUAUAUUUAGAAGCCUUUUUAUUAUUUAUUUGUUCACGAAGCUUUCUUUUUGUUUUCUUGUUGUUUGCUGAUUAUAUGCCCCACUUUUAGUGUAUAGAAAAUGCUUAUUUGGGAUUUGCCAACAACAGAACAAGACACAAUUAUAUUUUUUCAGGAGCGAAAUAUCUUACCUAAUGGACGAAAAUGUACCAAAAACGAUAUGAAGCUUUAUUUUGGUAAACGUUACUUUUGGAAAUGUAAUCAAAGACGAUGCGAUCAUCAAGUGGGACUUGGAAAAGACAACUGGUUUGAGUUUAGCAAAAUAACAUUUUGUUCAGCUUUGAGAUUCAUAUACUGCUGGUACGAGAAGUUAACGUCCAUUAAAUUUUGUAAAAAGCAACUUGACUUAUCCGACAAAACUGUUAUAGAUUGGAACAAUUACAUGCGUGAAUUAUGUGUCCUUGAUAUGGUAAAUAAACCAAACAAGAAGAUAGGUGGACCAGGAUGCAUCGUGGAAAUUGAUGAAAGUUUAUUUACAAAACGUAAAAAUAAUUGUGGUCGUUUAUUACCAGAACAGUAGGGUGUUUGGUGGUGUAUGUAGAGAAACAAAGGAUUCAUUUAUAUUGUCACUAUUCCUAAUAGAACUGGGUGGUCUACCCUUCUAGAUAAAAUAAUUGAAAACAUUUCAGAUGGAAGCACAAUUUAUUCAGACUGUUGCAAAGGCUACCAAAGGUUUUUUUCCAACAUACACACACGUGGUUUUUCAUUCUCUUUUCUGUUCGCUUACGAUUAUAACGAUUAAAAAUAAAAACUUAAUUUUG
Dermatophagoides farinae (American house dust mite) is the source of this 1860-nucleotide messenger RNA. Lineage: Eukaryota; Metazoa; Arthropoda; Arachnida; Sarcoptiformes; Pyroglyphidae. The record is from RefSeq and is a predicted model, not a curated record.